AUUAAAAAAAAAAACUUAUCUAUAACACGUGACAGUUGAUGAUUGGAUAGUGAAAUCCCAUGACAGUGAGAGUGAGAAGCAAAUCCUAUUUUAUCAUUUUCAAAACUAAUUAGCCUCAUUGCUCACUUUCUCUUCCCUUCACUGUUCCUCUUCUUCUUCAAAAUUCAUUAAAUUGAUUUUUCAGAUUUCUUUUGUCUCAGAUUUUCUACCAAUCACAGGUUUAGUUUUUUAAAACUCAAAAGCAAUUUAGAUAUUGAACCAAUCAAAAUAUAUCAAUCAGGCCCUAAUCUUCUGCGACGGACACGAGGGUCUCCCUCCUCUCUCCUGGUUCCCCAAGGAAGAAAUCCCAAAAUUUAUUAACAUUAAAUUUGAUGGAAACCAUUGUUGCUUUCUCAAAUGCCAAUCGACCCCAUGCUCAGCCACUAGCUGGGCUUUUCAAACCGCUCCCUUCUUCUUACUUCUCGUUUUUUGCUUCAACAUCCUCUCAGUGUCAAACUUUCUUCAACAAACGGAGUAUAUCAUUAUCAUUGUCAUCACUGACGAUGGCCACGCCUCUUCAAGCCUCUGCAUCUUCCACCAUUGGUGCAACAAAUGACGAAUUGAAGGUUUCUUCUGCUCGUUUGGUUGGAGAGAACGACUUGUUGAUUGUUGGGCCAGGUGUUCUUGGUCGCUUAGUAGCUCAGAAAUGGCGGGAGGACCAUCCAGGUUGCCAAAUAUAUGGGCAAACUGUGACCACUGAUCAUCAUGAAGAGUUGAUUGAGAUGGGCAUUAAUCCUUCUUUGAAGGGUAUGAAUUCGUCCAACAAAUUUCCUUAUGUUAUAUUUUGUGCUCCUCCCUCUCGUUCUGCGGAUUAUGCUGGUGAUGUUAGGGAAGCUGGAUUGAGCUGGAACGGUGAAGGUUCUUUUUUGUUUACGUCAAGCUCUGCACCAUAUGAUUGCAAUGACAAUGGACCGUGCGAUGAGGACACUCCAGUGGUACCAGUAGGGAGAAGCCCUAGGACAGAUGUCCUCUUAAAGGCAGAAAAAGUUGUACUGGAGUUUGGUGGCUGUGUUAUUAGAUUGGCAGGGCUUUACAAAGCAGAUAGAGGUGCACAUUCUUAUUGGUUAAGCAAGGGAACUGUUGAUGUUCGUCCAGAUCACAUUUUGAAUCUAAUACAUUAUGAGGAUGCAGCUUCCCUCUGUAUUGCAAUCUUGAAGAAGAGACUACGUGGCAGAAUUUUCUUGGGUUGCGAUAAUCAUCCUUUAUCCAGGCAAGAAAUAAUGGAUUUGGUUAAUCAAAGUGGAAAAUUCAGCAAAAAGUUCGAGGCAUUUACAGGAACAAGUGAUCCUUUGGGUAAGAAAUUAAACAACUCGAAAACUCGUCUGGAAAUAGGCUGGGAGCCAAAAUACCCCAGUUUCGCUCAGUUCCUGGAGACCCUUUGAAACACUUAAGCCCGAUAUUCGGUCAAGUUGGAUACUUUUAAACAUAGUUGGCCUAGUAGGUAAUGAUUCAGCAUGGAUCUGCGAAAUCUCUUACAUUGAUUGACCUUCUGUUAAUACUUGUUUCAGUGCUCUCACAAAUGACUUCAACAAUUGUUAUACUAAAAAUUGAGUUACUUAUGUGAACAUUUUUCUGUGUCUAUGUGUACAUGACAUGAAACUAACAUCUCUUGUUUCAAAAGUCUUUAAAUCUUGAGGUAUUCUCAUACAUGUAAA
This is a messenger RNA of Cannabis sativa, 1694 nucleotides long. RefSeq lists its product as uncharacterized. Bases 372 to 1421 code for a protein of 349 amino acids. Lineage: Eukaryota; Viridiplantae; Streptophyta; Magnoliopsida; Rosales; Cannabaceae. The transcript has 10 exons. The record is from RefSeq and is a predicted model, not a curated record.